CUUUUGAGCUGUUUGUUACUCGUAAUUAACACGUGUGAAUCCUGUCCCUUUCCAUCUUCGCACGCUGGCUUACUUUCCAGACAUCGAUCCUUGUCUUUUUCUCCGAUCACGCAACCAUACUAAUCUCAAGUAUCUCUGCGGCGGCGGAGUAAUCAUGUGGAAGGAAGAAUGGUUAGAUGCAGUACUUGUCCCGGCGGGUCUCGCCGUGAUGGUCGCCUACCAUCUUUGGCUCGGCUACGCCAUAAUCCACCGUCCUAAGCUCACUGUUAUUUCCCUCAACGCUGAAUCUCGAAGACAAUGGGUCUUCUCUAUGAUGACCGAGCCGUUAAAAAACGGGACUUUAGCAGUACAGACAAUAAGAAACAACAUAAUGGCAUCAACACUUUUAGCCACAACAGCAAUCACUCUCUGUUCCAUCAUCGGCGUCUUUGUAAGCAACACCUCUUCAGCUUCCAAAACCACUGCUUCACCUAUCAUAUACGGAAACAAAAGCCCUCUUCUUGCAACCAUCAAGAACUUCGCGAUCCUCGUCUGUUUCCUCAUGGCCUUUCUCUGUAACGUACAGUCCAUCAGGUACUACGCUCAUGUGAGUUUCCUCAUCACGGUUCCUGUCUCGAGAGGUAAAAGAGAGCAUUGUGAGUACGUUUCUAGGAACUUGAAUAGAGCUAGCUACUUCUGGUCUCUUGGACUGAGAGCUUUCUACUUCUCCUUCCCGCUCUUUUUAUGGAACUUUGGUCCUAUCCCUAUGUUUGUGUGUUGCUGUAUGAUGUCCUCGAUUCUUUAUUUCUUGGACACGACUACUAGCUUCACGAGGCAUCUACAUAGCGAGUCGUUUAGAGAGAUAGCUGAGUCUAUGGACGGUGAAAUCGAAUCAGCUGUUCAUGCUCUGUAGCUUUUUUCUGGUGUGGAUGUUCGUUGACUUUCAAGAGUUGUAAUAUUAACGGAGUGUCUUUGAACUGUGAUGGAACAACCUUGGCUGCGUCUGACAACGCAAAUAAACUGUCAAAAUAACAUGUUCUGUAGAAUGUACACUAUGUAAUCUCUUGCACAUUGUUGUCAGUGUAUUUCUUCUUAACUGAAAGUAAUGGUUUGGUUCGUAUAUUUCCUUGUGUUUUCUAGUUAUUAGUUAGCUUCUGUAAAUUACUUUCUUGGUUAACUCAUUGCCUUGACUAAUUAAAAUCUUCUGAACCGAAGUUACAUACACUACAAAAUUGAACUUAGAAAACCUGAAUAAGAAAAACAUGUUUGACAGCGUCUUCCUGAAAUCCAUGUCAAUAAAACUUCUUGAAAUCCCUGCCAAAUUAAUCAAAGAAAGUAUAAGAAAAAGUUGGCAGUCAGAAAUUUCACAAUGCUAUUUUUUUUUUUGCCAAAUAUGUUUCAAAUGAAAUGGCAAAGAAAUACUAGAGAGGCCUUGUAUAUAAAGCUGUUAAAAGCAAAUUAUUAUCCAAGUGUCUGCAAAAAGAUUUUUUAGAAAACAAAUCUCCUAAACAUUUUUUGUUUUUGUCACUGAGAGAAAAAGUGAGCCCAAAAUAAUGGCUUGAUGCUUUACAAAGAGAAAAAAACUUCAAGAGUUUUUUUUUGCUAAAUCAUUGGCAAUUAAAUUUUCGGAUCUAGAAAUAUGAUAGAAGAAAUUGUUACAAAACCAGAGAAAAUGGAUCGGAUGUUUUUUCACAAUUCCGAUGAUUUCUUUUGACUGGAGGUUGCCAAAGAUAGCUCCGAUAAGCGUUAAAAUGUCGAAGAGAAUCUUGAGGGUAGAGAAUUUUAAGGUUAGCGCCAUGCAAGGUGCUGAUCGAAUCGCGAUGGUCUCUGCAAUAAAGGUUAAGCUGAUGAAGUUAUCUAAAAACUGAAGUCCUAACUGACAUAAUUUGACACUGAUAAUCAUGAACGGUGGUUCAGAAGCUACAUAUAAAAAGCUUUGAAACUG
Eruca vesicaria subsp. sativa (arugula) is the source of this 1924-nucleotide messenger RNA. NCBI's taxonomy places the organism in Eukaryota, Viridiplantae, Streptophyta, Magnoliopsida, Brassicales, Brassicaceae. The record is from the annotation of a GenBank genome assembly.